AUGUCCACGGGCGGCACGGGCUCCAUGGGAGGCGCGGGCACCGCGGGCUGCGCGGGCGUCGCGGGCCCCGGCGCGGGGGGCGCGGGCGGCAUGGGCCACGCGGCCCAGGGCGCGGCCGGCGUGGGAGGAAGCAGGGGAGGCGCUGGGAGGGGCGGCGCGGGAGGCAACAGGGGUCGUGCCCGCAUCUCUAGUCUUCCGAAAUCGGAUGUGCCGGGUUCUGGAAAAUUCAAGAACAAAGCGCUGCAAAAUAAAGACUUCCACACUGCAAAGAUUUCGGGUUCUGUGCAUGACACCACUGUGUUGUAUAAUGCAAUGAAGUUGGAUCGAAAGUUCUUCCCACACCCUCCCAAGGGUAGGUAA
Panicum hallii is the source of this 360-nucleotide messenger RNA. Its product is annotated as PE-PGRS family protein PE_PGRS16-like. NCBI's taxonomy places the organism in Eukaryota, Viridiplantae, Streptophyta, Magnoliopsida, Poales, Poaceae. The record is from RefSeq and is a predicted model, not a curated record. The transcript is spliced from 4 exons. Bases 1 to 360 code for a protein of 119 amino acids.